This is a messenger RNA of Lathyrus sativus (Indian pea), 1557 nucleotides long. NCBI's taxonomy places the organism in Eukaryota, Viridiplantae, Streptophyta, Magnoliopsida, Fabales, Fabaceae. The record is from the annotation of a GenBank genome assembly.
AUGGUGGACUCCUACGCGCUCGGAUGGAUCAUAUGCUCCAUUAUCACCAUCGUCGCGUUCUACAGUUUCGUUUUCAAUCGCAAGGCUACAUCUCAAAGCACCAGCGAGAAUAUUACAACUGCAACCGGAGAAUGCAGAUCUUUUAAUCCCGACGGAGAUGCUGAUAUCAUCAUUGUUGGAGCCGGUGUUGCUGGCUCAGCUUUAGCUUACACUCUCGGCAAGGAUGGACGUAGAGUACUUGUUAUUGAAAGAGAUUUGAACGAACCAGAUCGAAUUGUUGGCGAGUUGCUACAACCUGGAGGCUAUCUCAAACUGAUUGAGCUAGGACUUGAAGAUUGUGUGGAGAAAAUUGAUGCUCAGCAAGUGUUUGGGUAUGCUCUUUUCAAGGAUGGGAAACAUACAAGACUCUCUUAUCCCUUGGAGAAGUUUCACUCAGAUAUUGCUGGCAGAAGCUUCCACAAUGGGCGUUUUAUUCAGAGGAUGAGAGAGAAGGCAGCCUCCCUUCCCAAUGUAAGAUUGGAGCAAGGAACAGUCACUUCCCUGCUCGAAGAGCAAGGUACAAUUAGAGGUGUGCAGUACAAAACAAAAGAUGCUCAGGAAUUAUCAGCAUGUGCACCUCUUACCAUUGUUUGUGAUGGCUGUUUCUCGAACUUGCGUCGUACUCUUUGUAACCCUAAGGUAGAUGUUCCCUCUUGUUUUGUUGGCUUAGUUUUGGAAAACUGUGAACUUCCAUGUGCAAAUCAUGGUCAUGUCAUACUGGGAGAUCCUUCACCGGUUCUGUUCUAUCCCAUAAGUAGCACAGAAAUUCGCUGUCUGGUUGAUGUUCCUGGUCAGAAGGUUCCAUCUAUUUCCAAUGGUGAAAUGGCAAAGUAUUUGAAGACAGUGGUAGCUCCACAGGUACCCCCUGAGCUUCACGAUGCUUUCAUAGCUGCAGUGGACAAAGGCAACAUAAGGACAAUGCCAAACAGAAGCAUGCCAGCUGAUCCUUAUCCUACACCGGGAGCCCUUCUAAUGGGAGAUGCAUUCAACAUGCGGCAUCCCCUAACCGGGGGCGGGAUGACUGUGGCAUUAUCUGAUAUAGUAGUGCUCCGAAAUCUUCUCAAGCCUUUACGUGACCUGAAUGACGCACCCAGCCUUUGUAAAUACCUUGAAUCCUUCUAUACCUUGCGCAAGCCAGUGGCAUCCACCAUAAAUACAUUGGCAGGAGCACUUUACAAGGUUUUUUGCGCAUCACCUGAUCCAGCAAGAAAAGAAAUGCGUCAAGCUUGCUUUGAUUAUCUAAGCCUUGGGGGUCUAUUUUCAGAAGGACCAGUCUCUUUGCUCUCAGGAUUAAACCCUCGACCUCUAAGCUUGGUUCUUCAUUUCUUCGCUGUCGCGAUAUAUGGUGUUGGUCGUUUAUUAUUACCAUUUCCUUCUCCUAAACGCAUAUGGAGUGGAGUCAGAUUAAUUGCUAGUGCAUCAGGAAUCAUCUUGCCCAUAAUUAAGGCCGAAGGAGUUCGGCAAAUGUUCUUCCCUGCAACUGUUCCAGCUUAUUACAGAACUCCUCCAGCUGCAUAA